UAGCAUCGGUACCUCUCUUACAAAAAUAAAAGUUUCCCCGGUAGAACCGUAGAAGCGGUUGAGGCGACCCAUUGCCAGCAUCAUUAAGGGUGAGUCUCACGAAUCAAUCUCGGUUUAUUGAUAUUCACUUAUGCGGAGUUUUACUCAGCUCCGCCCAACAGCCCAACUGUGAGACUGAUCACAUUUUUCUGUUCUUCACUUUAAUAAAAAUGGAUCUUCCAGGAGCAAUACAAUCCAAUUGUACCGGAAAAUUGCGUUUUAUGGUGUUGAAAAGCUCGAUUACUGAGAAACCCAUUGUUUCUGGGUACCUGAAGAACAUGGUCGUGGCUACUGGUUUACUUUCCGUGUCAUCAUAUCGGGUCGAGAGUUCGGAGAUUUUCCGUAUCAAAUUGCCAAAAGGCGGUGCCUUCUCCCCAUCCGGGUUCUCGAGAUCGUUUGUUAUCAGAGCGACGGGUAAGCAUGACGAUUCGUUCGCAGAAGAUAAUGGUUCUAAUGAAAUCAAUCCUUUUUCCGAAAACAACACCAAACGUGAUGGUGGCCAGAAUUCCUAUCACAAGUCCAUUGACUGGAGAGAUUUUAGAGCUUCUCUUUAUAUUCAGGAGCAGGCUGCCAUUGCCAUCUCUGACCCUCAAAAGCGCGAUGGAACUGCAUUUGGCUUUAAAUCUCUACCUCCAAAGUGGGCACACCCCAUUGCAGCCCCUGAGAAUGGUUGCCUCCUUGUUUCUACCGAAAAGCUUGAUAGCGUCCGCAGCUUUGAGAGAACAGUAGUUCUUCUUCUGAGAACUGGAACUAAUCGUCCCCAAGAGGGGCCCUUUGGCCUGAUCAUAAAUCGCCCACUUGGAAAAAAGAUGAAACACAUGAAGCCCACAAAUCUUGACUUGGCAACCACUUUUUCUGACUGCUCCUUGCAUUUUGGCGGGCCUCUUGAUGCAAGUAUGAUCUUGUUAAGAGCAGAAGGAAACUAUGAGCGUAUUCAGGGAUUUAAUGAGGUGAUUCCUGGCGUGUCCUUUGGUUCUCGAAACUGUCUGGAAGAAGCAUCUGCUCUAGUAAAGAAAGGGGAGCUUAAACCUCAAAAUUUUAGAUUCUUCUUAGGGUAUGCAGGCUGGCAGUUAGACCAAUUGAUGGAAGAGCUUGAAUUGGGUUAUUGGUGUGUUGCUGCAUGUAGUGCAAAUUUGAUAUUUGGGAGCUCUCCUUCUGAGAGUUUGUGGGAAGAGAUUUUACAGUUGAUGGGUGGCGAUUACUCUGAGAUAAGUCGCAAGCCUAGGAAAGACAUUUGAUGGCCCAGUCAUUAGUGGGGUUAGACUUUUUUCUAUUAUUGAUAAUAAUAAUAGUAAUAAUAAUUAAUAACUUUGUGGGGUUAUUGGGGUUAGACUUUUUGUAAUAACUUCGUUCUGAAAUGCAAUGUACAUAAUGUUAACAUCUGUCUCUAAAUAAGGUUAAUAGUGCACCCCUGUUUGUUACACUUUUUUGAGAAUAAUAUUAUGUUAUGUAGUUUUCAC
Cuscuta epithymum is the source of this 1499-nucleotide messenger RNA. The record is from the annotation of a GenBank genome assembly. NCBI's taxonomy places the organism in Eukaryota, Viridiplantae, Streptophyta, Magnoliopsida, Solanales, Convolvulaceae.